Messenger RNA from Paramecium sonneborni, 10530 nucleotides. NCBI's taxonomy places the organism in Eukaryota, Ciliophora, Oligohymenophorea, Peniculida, Parameciidae. The record is from the annotation of a GenBank genome assembly.
AUGAAUAAUAUUAACCGUGAGCAGUGCGUAUCCAAACUUUAAGGACAUUUGAAAGGGGCCACAGCUACUAUUCAAGGUAAUAAAGGUUAAGAAAUAAAUUAGAGAUUGAAGAACUUUUGAUGAAUUAAGAACAUAUUAUAUGGUAAUAAGCUAGGGAAAUAGAAGAACUUCGUAAAAGAUUAAAGUAAUUGGAAAGUUUAGACUUCCAAAAUGAAUAAGUACUUCACCUAUAGAACAUAAAUGUUUAACUAAAAACAUAAAUUGAAUUUUUAAGGAGUUAAAUUCAAGAGAAAGAUGCAAUGAUUGCUCAAUUUUCAUCGAAACCAAUAUAGACAGCAUCACCAGAAAUACUAGCUGCAUAACAACAAUUAAUUCAAUAAAACUUAUAACUAUAAAAUAUUAUAGGAGAUCUUCAAAAUUAAAUUUUGAAUAAGGAUGCUGUAAUCGGUUAAUUAAAAACUUAAGAAAGCACUUUAGAUUAAUUAAUAGGAUAGCUUUAAUCAAAUAUAUAAUCAAAACGAAAUAAAGUAGGAGUAACUCAAUAAGGAAAUGAAACAUUGAGUGUACUGAAUGAAUUAUAAUAAUAUCCAGAUGCCUUACAAGAUAUUAUCGAAAGAAUCAUAUAAGAAUAUAGAAGAAUGCAAUAUUUAAUUGAAGAGAAAGAUAUAGAAAUUUAGAAUUUAAAAUUUCGACUUUAGCUCUAACAGCAAAAGGCAAAUGACUCAAUUUCAGAAAUUAAAAAAAGAGAUAUAUCUCCUCUACGUUCAGAUCAAGCAUUAGAUUUGGCAAAAUAAACAGCAACUAUGGAUGAUAUGAUAAGUGAUUUGGAAAGAAAGCUAGUGUCAUAAGAUAAUAGAAAAAAAGAACUAUAAGCUAGAUUAUUAAAUGUGGGAACAGAAAAUGUGGAAUUGGAGAAAUAAUUAUUGUAAUGCAAAGAUUAACUUCCUAAAAAUAUAGAUGAACUAAUUAAUGCUAAUUUAGAUAUAAAUGCUAAAAUCGAUGAACUUUAAAAAACAUUGCUAAAAAAACAAAAUGAGUAAAUUUAACUUCAAGAAUAAAUUGAUACAAUCAAUAAUAAUUAAUAAUAAUAGUAAUAAUAAUAGUAAUAAUAAUAAUAGUAAUAAUAAUAGUAAUAAUAAUAGUAAUAAUCAUAGUAAUAAUAAUAGUAAUAGUAAUAAUAAUAGUAAUAAUAAUAAUAAUAAUAAUAAUAAUAAUAAUAAUAAUAAUAAUAAUAAUAAUAAUAAUAAUAAUAAUAAUAAUAAUAAUAAUAAUAAUAAUAAUAAUACCAAUAAUAAUAACAAUAAUAAUACCAAUAAUAAUAACAAUAAUAAUAACAAUAAAUUACAUCAGGCAAAUAAGAUGAUUUAGUUGAAAAAGCUGUUUAAAAUGAAAAUUAGGUUAAAAUCGUGGAUGAUCUAGUCAUAGAAAAUUAAUAAUUAGAUGAUCUUAUUACUGAAUUAUAAUAGAAAUUAGAAUCUAAACAAGCAUAAAAAGAUGAAAUCUAGAAUGAAAUUAAGAAGUUGAAUAUUCCUGCAUUAUCUUAAGAGUUAAAGGAUCUUUAAAAAUAACAUGGCUAACUAAAAACAGACAAUCAAAAUUAAAUAAAUGAAAUUUAAUAACUUUAAGAAGAAAUUGGUUAAAAUAAAAACAUAUAAUAAACACUUUUCUAGGAGAAUAAGGAUUUAUAAGAUUAAAAUAAUCAAACUUAAUAAUAAAUUAAAUAGUAAUAGGAGAAAUUAGCACAGUUACAAGAACAAAAAAACAAAAAUGCUUCGAAAUUAGUUAAUGAAGAUUUCUAAAAGCUCUAAGAUAAAUUUAAUUAAACAGAAGAGAAUAAUAAAAUAUUAGAACAAUUGGUUCAGUAGCUUAAUGAGGAACUUAGAUAAUAACAAUAAGGUAAUCAACCUUUAUAGGAAGAACUUUUGAAUUUAAAAAAUAAAUUAUAAGAAACUUCAUCAACAAAUUCAGAAUUGGAGAAAUAAGUUUAAUAACUUGAAGAAUAGUUAAACAAUAUAAAAAAAGAUUAAUAAUUAAACAAGGAAUCAGCUAAACCAAGUUAUAUAAAAUCAGUAGAAUAAUAGAGAACAAAUCCUAUUGAAAAAUUUAGAGAACCUUUCUAAAGUAUGGUUGAUAAGGAGGAAUUUNUAAAUUGAUACAAUCAAUAAUAAUUAAUAAUAAUAGUAAUAAUAAUAGUAAUAAUAAUAAUAGUAAUAAUAAUAGUAAUAAUAAUAGUAAUAAUCAUAGUAAUAAUAAUAGUAAUAGUAAUAAUAAUAGUAAUAAUAAUAAUAAUAAUAAUAAUAAUAAUAAUAAUAAUAAUAAUAAUAAUAAUAAUAAUAAUAAUAAUAAUAAUAAUAAUAAUAAUAAUAAUAAUACCAAUAAUAAUAACAAUAAUAAUACCAAUAAUAAUAACAAUAAUAAUAACAAUAAAUUACAUCAGGCAAAUAAGAUGAUUUAGUUGAAAAAGCUGUUUAAAAUGAAAAUUAGGUUAAAAUCGUGGAUGAUCUAGUCAUAGAAAAUUAAUAAUUAGAUGAUCUUAUUACUGAAUUAUAAUAGAAAUUAGAAUCUAAACAAGCAUAAAAAGAUGAAAUCUAGAAUGAAAUUAAGAAGUUGAAUAUUCCUGCAUUAUCUUAAGAGUUAAAGGAUCUUUAAAAAUAACAUGGCUAACUAAAAACAGACAAUCAAAAUUAAAUAAAUGAAAUUUAAUAACUUUAAGAAGAAAUUGGUUAAAAUAAAAACAUAUAAUAAACACUUUUCUAGGAGAAUAAGGAUUUAUAAGAUUAAAAUAAUCAAACUUAAUAAUAAAUUAAAUAGUAAUAGGAGAAAUUAGCACAGUUACAAGAACAAAAAAACAAAAAUGCUUCGAAAUUAGUUAAUGAAGAUUUCUAAAAGCUCUAAGAUAAAUUUAAUUAAACAGAAGAGAAUAAUAAAAUAUUAGAACAAUUGGUUCAGUAGCUUAAUGAGGAACUUAGAUAAUAACAAUAAGGUAAUCAACCUUUAUAGGAAGAACUUUUGAAUUUAAAAAAUAAAUUAUAAGAAACUUCAUCAACAAAUUCAGAAUUGGAGAAAUAAGUUUAAUAACUUGAAGAAUAGUUAAACAAUAUAAAAAAAGAUUAAUAAUUAAACAAGGAAUCAGCUAAACCAAGUUAUAUAAAAUCAGUAGAAUAAUAGAGAACAAAUCCUAUUGAAAAAUUUAGAGAACCUUUCUAAAGUAUGGUUGAUAAGGAGGAAUUUUCAUUUGAUUUGGGUAGUUUAAAUCAGUAAGAAUUUUCUUCUUAAGAAGUGACAAGUUCACCUGAAAAUCCUAAAUAAUUAUAGUUUAAUAAAAAUAAAACUCAAGAGGGUAAGUUUAUUACUAUUCCUUUGGAUAUAAUUAAAAAUUAUGAAUAUUUAAUUCGAGAAAAAGAAAAUGAAAUAGAUGAGCUUAGAAAUGAACUUGUUAAUUAAGGAAUGCAAAGUAUACCUCUGAAUUUCUAAACAGGAAAUAUUGGAUCUGAUUAAUAAGAUUAAUUAAACUUUUAAUUACAAGCAUAAGUUCCAAAUUAAAAUAAUGAAUAGAAUCUAGAAAGUUAAGGAAUCACAAUAGAAUAGUUAUAAAAGACCAUAAAGUCUAAAGAUGACUAUAUUGAAAUGCUUCUUUAGUAGAUUGAAGAAUUAAAAUAGUUUGAUACAAUGCCUGAAGAUAAAUAAAAAGAAAAAUUAGAAUAAAAUUAAAGAAAAUCUGAUGAUCUUGUAAGAUAAUAUAAUGAAAUUGCGAAUGUAAUAAUUGAAUUAGAAAGUAAAUUAGAAAAUUAAAAAAAUGAGAAUGAAAAAUUAGAGAAAUAAUUGUAAGAAGCAAACAAAGAAUAUAAUGAUUUAUAAAAAAGAGCUAAAAUGUAUGAAUUGUAUAAGUUGAAUAAAGAAUUAGAUGAAGAGUCUUCAUUAUCUCCUAAAUUCUCUAAAGAGGAGGAAUCUUUGUAGUUUAAUUAAUAAACUCCAGAAAAAGAAUAGCCAAAAAAUAAAUAACAAUAGAAAUUAACAAUUAAAGAUAAAUAUGAAAAAAAAAUAAAGGAGCUUUAAUAGGAAAAUGAAAAAUUGAAGAAUAAAAUAACAUAAUAAAAUGAUGAAGUACCAAAAUAACAAUAGAAUAUUAUAACAUAAUAAGAUGAUGAAUUUAAAUUAAAAUAAAUACAUCCAGGAGAAAUUUUGGUUUAAAAUAAAAAUUCAUAAUUAAAGUAACAAUAAUAAAAUUAAUCUAUUGAUUAAAAUAAUAGUCCAUAAGAUCUUCAGUCAUAGUAUGACAAAAAUUUAGAAAAAUAGGCAAACUUGAUAUAAGAAGUUUAAGCACUUUAGGAUAUAAUAGAGAAUCUUGAACAAAAAGUUUAAGUGAAAAAAGAUGAAAAGGAUAAAUUGGAAAGUUAAUUGUAUGCAGCAGAUAAAAAAACAGAAUCUACAUAAAAAGAUGCUUAAUUAUAGGAAUCAGCAACAAUGGCAAGUACAACAAAAUUAGAUUAAGAAGCUUUGUAAAGAUAAUAUGAUUAAGAAGUAUAAAUUUCUAGAUUGAAAGAUUAAUUAGCAGAAAAAGAUAACUAAAUUGCAUAAAUGGUAAGGUUAAAGGAAGAAUUAUCAGAAAAAGAAAAUGAACUUAGAGCUUAUAAAGAAUAAAUACCAUCAAUAGAAGAAUAUUAAAAUCAAAAGUUCUUGCAUUAAUAAGAAGAAAUAGUAAAUACAGAAUUACGUAAGGAUGUAUAGAAAUUAGAGGAUCAAUUAGAAAUUUAAAUAAAACUAAAUAGAGAGUUAUAGGAAAGAAAGAAUAAUUAAAAUGAUCAACCUUCAUUAUCUUAAAAAAUAAGAGAAUCAUUUAAUGAUUCUAAUUCUUCGAAUUCAUAAAUUAGGGAUAAUAAAUAAAGAAUAUUAGAAAAAUAAUAAAAAGUAGAGGAAUUGGUUAAAGAAUAUUAAAGUUUAGAUGAUUUAAUAGAAGAUAUAUAGAAGAAACUCUUAGAGAAAAAUGAUUAAAAGAAUUAAUUAUUAAGUUAAUUACAAGAAGGAAUGAAAACGGAUGAAAAAAAUAAAGAAUAAUAAGUUUAAUAAAAUUAACAAUUUUAAAAAUAAUAGAAUUAAGAAUUAAUAAUAGAGCAAAUUUAAGAUUUAAAUAAUAUUUAAUAAGUAGUCAAUAAUAGUGAAGAUUAAAUUACUAUACCAUUAUAAACAGGAAAUAUUUUAUAAGAUGUUGAUGGAUAAAAUGAUAAUUAAGGAUUAUAAGAAUAAUAGCCUUCCUAAUUUUAAUCUAAUAUAAAUUAACCAACAAAAUCAUAAUUACAGUUUGUUAGAUAAGCUGUAAUUUAACCAACACUUUAAUAAGUAGAAUCUUCUCAAGGAUUAGUUACAUAAUAGGUAUUAGUAAAAGAAGGAAUUGAUGAAUAAAAAUUAUAAGAGGUUUUGGAUUUGUUGAAGAGUAAUAAUGAUGUAGAUAAAAGAAUUUAAGAAUUGAAAGAUGCAUUAGCAAGAAAAAAUAAGAGAAAAGAAUAAUUGGAGGGAAUUUAUAAUAAAGAUUUAGAAUUAUAGAAUAAAAGAGUACCAGGAAAUGUAAAUGAGAAAAAGGAAUUACAAGAUUAAUUACAUUAAAAAAAUUUAUAAAUUGCUUAUUUGAAUGAAGAAUUAUCUAAAUUGUAGUAAAAAGUAUUUGAGAAAGAAAAAACAAUUGAUGAAAAAGAUAAAGAAUUUAGAAAUAGUUAAUUAAUAAAAUCAUAUUAAGAUAAAUGUGAAAAAGCAGAUGAAUUAAUUAUGUAGAUUAAUUAAAUAGAUGAAACAUUGAAUAAUUUAGAUGUUUAAUUGUGUGAAAAAUAAUAAAGACUCAAAGAACUUGGAUUAUAAUUGGGAGGAGACUCUAAUAUUUAAAAUAUUUAAGAACCUAGAGAAAGUGGGAUGAUUAUUAAAUCAUAUGAUUAAGAACAAGAUAUUGAAUUGUAAUAAUAAGAGUAGGUACUCUAAGGUUAUAGUAUGAAUAUUGAUUAAUUGAAAAAUAAGAUUGAAUAAUUGAAUAGUGAAUUAUCUGAUAGGGAUUAAACUAAUUUUGAACUUCGUAAUUAAGUAGCGGAUUUAAAAAAAUAAAUUCAUGGUUAUUAAUUAGCUUAAUAAGAUGUUAAAGUAAUAAAAAAAUAGAAUAAAUAAUUAUAGGAUGAGGUUGAAGCUUUGAUUUAAGAAAAUCUAAAUUAUGAAGAUUUGAUUCGUGAUUAGGAAUUUAAAUUACAGGAUAAAAAAUCAAAAGUUAAAGAAUUAAAUAUGGAAAUUAAGAAUGCAGAGAUUCAAAUAUAAGAAGAAAAAUAAAUUAAAGAAAAUUAAAUACUCUAACAAAAGAUAUAAUAGACUGAUGAAUUAAUUAAGAAGAAUUUGGAAUUAGAUGAAGCUAUAACAAAUUUGGAACUCAGACUAGCAGAUAAAUAAUAAUUAUUAUCUUAAAAAGAUUUGAGAUUUUCUAAUUAGAGUUCCAGAAUUUUAUAAUAACCAAUUUAUAUUUUUUAGGAGGAUUCAGAUGAGAAAGCAAGCAUUAUAAAAACUGAAACAUCUCCGAAAGCUUAAAAUUAACAUCAUUUAAUAUAAGAUCAUAAUGAAAAUUUGAGUGGAUUGACUAGUUCUAUAAAUUAAAUGUAAGAAUAGGUUAGAUAAUUAAGUUAAAAUGAUAGUGAAUUAGAUUUUUAUUCUUAAUAAAAAAAAGAAAAGUAAUUUGAAAUAGAUUAAUUAAAACAAUAAAUAAAUUAAUAGGAUGAAACGAUAUAAGAAUUGAAAUUAGAAUAUUUUGAUAAAUAGUAAUAAAUUGAGUAACUUAGGAAAGAAAAUUCUAAUUUAGAUGAAGGAGUGGAAGAAUUAUAAGAAAAUUAAAAGCAAAUGAUUUUAUAGGAAAUUUAGAAGUAGGAAUAUGAUUAACCAUAAGAGAUGGAAGCUUCUGAAUAAAGUGAAAUUACUAAAUUAGAGAAUUUAGAAUUGAGUAAAAAAAAAGUUCAUGAUUUAAAAUUACAUCACAAAUAAUUAAAGAAUUAAAUUGCUACUUAUGAUUCUUUAAUUGUUGAUCUUGAAACUGUAGUAAAUCAUAAAAAAAAUGAAAUUUAAAGAUUGAAUAAAGAGAAUUAAUAAUUUUAAUAAUAAAAUAGAAAGGAAAAGGGAAAAAGAGAUAAAUUGCAUAAAGAAUAAAAUAAUUUAUAAUAUUAAUUGAAACUUUUAGAACCUUAAUUAUAAGAACUCUAAUAAACUGAAAAAUAAAUUCAACAAUAAGUUACUUAACUUGAGUAGAAUUUGGUAGAUUUGAAUGAGAAAUAGAAAUAAUUAGAAGAAUAAAUAAUAUAAAAAUAGUAAAUAAAUUCUGCUUUGGAUUUGUAAUUAUCAACUUUAAAUUAAGAAAUAAAAGAAUAAUAAGAUAAAAAAAAUUAAUUAGAAUAAGAUUUAAAUUAAUUAAGAGAUGAGAAUUAAGGAGUUGAAUAAGAAGUUAAAAUAUAUAGAAAUUUAAAUUUGGAAGAUAUAACAUUGAGUGAAUAAAUAGAUGCUAUUACAAAAUAAAUAAAUGAUGAUAAAUAAAUUUAUGAAACUUUAUAGGAUGAACAAAAAGCUACUUAAGAAUAAAUUAAUUUAUUAUUACCUUAAAAUAAAGAGAUUGAUUAAUUAAAAGAAACAGCAAAACUGUAAUAUGCAUAAAAUGUAGAAGCUUUAAAUAAUUUAUAACAAGAAUUGUAAUAGAAGAUUGAAUAGAAAAAUAAUAUAUAUCAAGAGGUUUCAGAAACUGAAAAAUAUAUAGAAGAUAAUAAUUAAGCAUUGUAAGGUUUGCAUGAGAAAAAAAUAAAUCUUGAAGAUGAAAUUAAAAAAGAAGAAGUUUUAUUAAAUGCAGUUGUUGCUAAAUCUAGACGUUUGGCAGAAAAUUUAGAAGUGGAAAAAUAAAAUUAUAAUGUUCUCAAUGCUGAAUUAGAAGAUCUUUAAAAGAAGAAAUAAUUAUAAGAAUAAGAAUUAUAAAAUAUUUAAAAUGAAGUGAAAAAAAUGUAAGGAGAAUAAGAAUAUUUAACAUAAUUAUAAUAAAAAUAUUAAAAUUUAAAAUAAUAAAUAGAUUAAUACGAAAAGGAUAUAGAAAUAAAUUUGAAAAUAAUUCCUGAAAGGGAAUAAUAGAUAUAACAAUUAAAAUCAAUGAUUGAUAAGAAAAAUCACGUUUUGAAUUCUUCACAAGAAGAAGUUGAUAUAGUUUCAAAAAGACUUGAUGAUUUAUAGAAAGAAAAAGAGUAAAAAGAAAAAGAACUUGAGAAUUAAAGUAAUACUAUUAAGAAUAUUGAAGAAUAAAUAAUAGAAAAAUAUUAAAGAGAGAAAGAUUUGAAGGAUUAAUUAGAUUCAAUACAACUAAGAGAUCUUGAAGCUGAAUUAAAUGAAAAGAUGGAAUAAUCAAUUGCAUAAUAAGAAAUGUUAGACUCGAUUGAAUAAUUGAAGAUAUAAGUUUAAAAAUUAAGAGAUGAAGAAGAAUAACUUAGAUAACAACUUUAAUAAUAAGAAAAUUCAAAUAAUGACUAGAAAUAGGAUUUAGAAUUUAAAAUAUUGGAAAAGAAUGAUUUAGAGUAAGAUCUUCAUUCAACUUCAGCUUAAUUAGAUGAAAUGAAAUUUUAAUUAUAAGAGAAGAAUGAUGAAUUAGAAAAAUUAAAUGAUUAAUUUAAGAAAGUAGAUGAGGAUUCAAAGAUUAUGGAAGCUGUAUUAUAAUUGAAAGAGAAGGAAUUAAAGUAAUUAUAAAAAAAGAAAGAAAAUUUGAUUGAAGAAUUAGAGAAAACAAAUAAUGAUGUUUUUGAAACAUAGAGGUAAUUAACAACUAAAAGAAAAUAAUAAAGAUCUUUAGGUGCAGAACCAUAAUAAUAAGAAGAAGAUAUGGAAGAAGAUAUAUAAGGUAAGAUUACAUCAUUAAAUUCACGUAAUAAUAAUUUGAAAGAUGAUUUAUAAAAAUUAGUAGAAUAGAGUCCAGAUACUACAGAUAAAUAGGCUUUAAUGAAAUAAUUUGAAUUAGAUAAAAUUUAGUAAUAAUUACAAGAAAAAGAUAGAAAAAUAGAAAAUUUAUAAGGGGAAAUUUAAACAUUAUUAUAAUAAUAACAUGAAAGAAAUAGUAUAAUUCCAUCAAUGUUUUAAUCUAAGUUGUCAGUUCAACCAAGUUUCUUUAUAGAUGAUGAUCCUUUGCUAUUAGAUUUAUAAGAGAAAUUUACUAAAGAAAGUGAAUUAUUGAAAGAUUUAUAAAAUAAAAUCAAAAUGACUGCUGAAAAUCAUUAUGCCUUAUCAUUAUAAUUAAAGGAUUGGGCUGAAAAAGAAAAUAGAUUAGCUAAAGAAUUAGAUUUUAGAAGAUAAAAUGUAGAAUAAAUUGAGUCUGAACUAGAAGGAAUUUUUUAGAAAUAAUCAGACUUAGAAGCUGCGAAAAGUAAUAAUUUAUUAAUAGUAUAUUAAUUAAAUAAUGAUUUAUAAGAUGCUAAUGAUUAAGAAAAUAAUGUUAAAAAUAGAUUAAAAGAAAAGAAAGAUUAUUUAUAAAUUCUUUAUAAAAACUUAAUAGAUAGUGAUCAAAAAUUAUUACAAUUAAGAAAUAGAAUGGCACUCUAUUCUUAAGAAGGAAGAUAAUUAGCUGAAUAAGUAGAAAGUUUAGAAAAUGAUAAAGAAAAUAAAUUAUAAUAUUUAUAAGAUUUAUAAGCUGAUUUAGAACAAGCAGAAAUGGAAAAACAAGAAAAGUAAGCUUUAGUACAAUCUAUAGCUAAAGAAAUUAGUGAAACUCAAUAAGAAAAAGAUAAAUUAGAAAUAUAGUUUGCUACUAUUCAUAGCAAAAAUUAAUAAUUAAAAAGUUAAAUUGGUAUUGAAGAAACUCUUUAUUAAAAAUUACUUUAAGAAUUAGAAAUUGCUAAAAAAAGAGAUCAAACUAAAUUCUAAAACUUAUUUUCAGAUGGAUCUACUUAAACAGAAUAUGAUUUAGAAUAAUUUGAAAGUCUAACUAAUAAUACUUAGAUGUUUAAACUUACAAAAGAAGAUAUAUUCUAAUUAAAGGAAAAUUGUAAAUAAAGAUUAAUCUAAAUUUAUAUUAAUGAAAAAGCAAACAUUGAAUAAACAAUAAGUUAAAAUAAGAAUUUGAAAAAGAUGAUUCAUUUAUAAUAAAUGCUAAUCUAAAUCUAAGAAAAUGAAAAUUUAAAUUUAAUUGAAUAUUCAUCCAGAAGAUCUUCAAAAUUAGGAUUUAAAGUAUUAGAUGAAUCUAUUUAUAAUAUGGUAUUAGAAUUAGAAUAAGUAUAAUAAAUUAUUAUAUUUUAGAUUGAUUUUAUGAUGAAUAAAACUAAAUUAGUUGAAGUUUAAGUAAGUGAUCAUUAGAUUGUAGUGGGAGAUAUUAAAAUUGCAAGAUAAUGGAUUAUAGAAAGAUAGUUUGAUAAUUAUAAUGAACUUUAUCCUAUGGGUGUUUUGAAUAUCAUUUAUAAAGUAGAAUAUUUAAUUUAUUUAGGUAUCCCUUUAUUAAGUAAUUAAUAUUUCAUUAACUGGAACAAAAGUAUUAAAUUUAUAUCAAUCUAUAUUGUGAGA